This is a messenger RNA of Dibothriocephalus latus, 330 nucleotides long. The record is from the annotation of a GenBank genome assembly. NCBI's taxonomy places the organism in Eukaryota, Metazoa, Platyhelminthes, Cestoda, Diphyllobothriidea, Diphyllobothriidae.
GAUCCACCGGCACAACCCCUGGUGACCUUUCUUAGGGUUUCCUGCGCGGAAGGUGAUGGAGGUUUCACAACUUCUCAGCGCUGGACCGAGGCUGUCUUUGAGGGCGUACAAGGCCUAGCCUCACCUGUGCCGCUGGGGGCAUCCGGUGUCAUUUUCACGCAGGCAAAUUGCAACAACGGACGGCUUGUGGAGGCCUUGAAAACCGUACCUCUGGCUGCAACAGGUCAGCGGCUUAUUAUCCAACAGCCGAGGCUGAGUGUAGGAGAACCGCUAAUGCGCGUAAGCCCAAUUUCUGUUAUGGGUCCUGUUAUUUUCAUUCCAGUUCUGUAA